Molecule: messenger RNA, 2211 nt
Organism: Menidia menidia (Atlantic silverside)
Lineage: Eukaryota; Metazoa; Chordata; Actinopteri; Atheriniformes; Atherinopsidae
Source: the annotation of a GenBank genome assembly
AUGGAAGAAAUACGUCAAAUCAACCUAAAUUACAUCACUGAGCGCAUCAUCACCAUUCUCUGCCCUGCGGAGUGUCCAGAGGACGUGUACCAGCAGAACCUGGAGGUGAUCCUUCCCAUGCUGCAGUCCAAGCAUGGCCACAACUACAUGCUCAUCAACCUCUCCAUGAAGCAUGAAGCUCUCACCAAAAUGAGCCACAAUGUUCUGGACACAGGCUGGUUGGAUCUCCUGGCCCCCAGCUUGGAUCAGAUCUUCAGGGUGUGCUCCACGAUGGAGAGCUGGCUGCAGAGUCAUCCCAAGCACGUCCUGGUGUUACACUGCAGGGGGGGGAAAGGCCGGCUUGGCCUUCUGGUGGCGUCGUACAUCCACUUCAGCAACAUGUCAGCCAGUGCAGACCUCUCUCUCGACCACUUUGCCAUGAGGAGGUUCUACAACGACAAGGUGUCUGCUCUGAUGACGCCCUCGCAGAAGCGGUAUGUGUGGAUGCUGGAAUGCCUCCUGAAGAGAGGACUCAGGAUGAGUCCCUCUCCCUCUUUCCUCCUCUGUGUUGUUCUUCACGGUCUCCCCAAAUUAAGACCAGACGGAGGAUGCUGUCUUUUCCUGAGGGUCUACCAAAGCCUGCAAGCUGUCUGUACAUCAGCGGUUUACCAUGUUAAUGCUGCUCAGACAGACCGGCUCUACUUCGUGCUUCAGCCGGCUCAGCUGCUCAAAGGCGACAUCAUGGUCGUCUUCCGCCUCCAGUUUCACACGGGGGUCGUGGUCCAACACACCCUCUCUUUCUCCAAGGCGGACCUUGACUGUGCCAGCAGAGAUCCUAGGUUCCCAGAUGGUGGAAAAGUUGAGCUGCUCUUCUCUGAAAGCCCUGAAAAGAUAGCAGGCAGAGAGCUGUGGCACAACGGCAGCUCUGUGGAGGUGGACUAUGACACCUUGGAUCCUUUGGUCAGACGAGAUUCCUAUCAGGACGUGUUCUGUCAUGAAGCAGCUCCUCCCUACAUUUUGGAUCCUAGAAAUGGAAGUUUUUUCUCCGGAGUGAGGAAGAAGAGCCGCGAGGAAGGAGCCUCCUUCCCUCUGACCACCAGCAGUCCCAUCUCUAGUGAGCGUGCUCAGUCAGCCAGCAGUGACUCAGGUCUGUCUGUUGCCUCGCAGGGAAGGACGGGAACCAGACAGAGGAGGGGGGUCACACAGGACAAGUGUACCCAGGCGGGGAAGCUGAUCUCUGGGCUGGACUUUGAGCCGGCUCAGCCUCUCCUGGAGGUCAUGACUGAACUUGCUUCAGCCGGGGGAGGGGAGGGGCACAUGGCUGGAGAUGAGUCUGGGCUGGGUCACACCAUCAAUGGAGAGACCUCAUCAAGCGAGAGGGAAACUGAUAUCCUGGAUGAUGAAGAUGACCUGGAAGCAGGCAGAGCCUCGAGUAGUGUUUGCUCCCUCUCUUCGGAAAAUCUGCCCGGAGCUCAGAGGCCGGCCCAAACCGACUACUCCACUCACUACUGGGUGCGUCAGCAGCAGAUGGUGGAAGCAGCCUCAGACAGUUUCCUUACAGUGGACGGGGACGAGAGGUCAUGCAGGGUGAAAACGGAGAGGGAUGCUCCUAACACACCGCUGCGAGGACUCAGCAGCAGGGAGGCGGUGCAGAGGGGGCUAGUGGAUGAGAACGACGGACACAAUGCCACAAACAACACGCAAAACACACCGGCCACCGACACCACUCCAGCUAUUCAGGAUGAAGAGCUGGCCUCGUUGGCAACGGACAUCGAUGAGUCCAUAGAGCAGCUGAACCAGCUGAUUCUGGACCUGGACCCCACUUUUGUCCCCGUGCCUACCCGCUGCUCCCCACUGUCCCGCUCCGCCUCCCUACAAACCAACGGCCUCAGCCACAAAGGAGGCACCAGUCGCACAGGAUGGAAACAACAGAAGCAGAUCACUGAUGUCACAGACUAUGCUGGACCCCAAAGUCCUGGAUGGAGAGGUGGUGGACCUCAGAGUGUCAGCACCACCACAGCCAACAGUCCCUCCCAGCGUGGGCAUCUCUACAAAACCAACAGCCUGGACUAUCACGGCCAAAUGGACACCUCUGACAUCGUCCCUCCAACUCCGGCCUUCCCAGUCUCUCCUCCGACGCCCUAUGUGAAACAUUUCUCCGAGUUUUCCCAGCUCAGGACGGGCGGGCAGUGGGACCAGCACAGCUGGACACAAGGUUUGGCAUUAAAUUAA